AUGGGUAAUUCUAGAAUUGUAGCAAUUGCGAUUCUACAGUUAAUAAUUUUACUGUUUGGGUUUGGUUCUGCCGACCCACUGCAAAAUGGUUUAGUUUUCGGGUGCAGUAAUGUGAAAAGCAUCAAUACUACAAACUUUGAACAAAACUUUGAGCUGGUAAUGAGAUCCUUACUUGAAGGGGCGGCUACAUCUGGUUUUGCAACAGCAGAGCAAUCGAUUGGAACAGAUCCUGUCUAUGGUCUUGCCCAGUGCAGACAGGAUAAGAACUCUUCUGAAUGCCUUAAAUGUAUUAGGGCAGCGGAGAAGAAAAUUCGUACAUGUUCUAAUGUUUCUGGUGGCAGAAUAAUGUAUGAUGACUGUUUUCUACGCUACGAGAGUGACAAUUUUUUUACUCAAAAUACUUCUCCUGGAAGCGCUGAGUUGUGUGUGGACUAUGAAAUUAUAGACACUGGGAAAGAUCCGCAUAUAAUUCAAGGUUUGAUGAGCGAUCUAUGCAAAGUGGCUCCUAGGGUGCAUGAUUAUUAUGCUGCAUAUUUCAGAAAAGGUUCUAAUAAAACCAUCUAUGGGCUUGCUUAUUGCAUGAAAUCACUUAGCUCGGAAGGAUGUAGAGAUUGCCUCAAUUUAGCAGAGAUAAAUAUAAGGAAUUGUCUGAAUCAUUCAAAUGGACGGGCUAUUGAAGCCGGCUGUUAUUUGCGUUAUGAUUUCUACCCUUUCUUCACUAUCAAAUCUAUUACUGAUCUUAGGCGAUAUAUACGAACAGAGGAAUCCGGUAGUGCCAUUGCGUGGAUACUGAUAUGGAUCUUCGGAGGCACAUUUCUGGUUGGUGUUAUCAUUACGCCAUAUAUCCUUGGUCCUCUUAUUGUGGGAUUUUUUAAGCGCUGUCGAAACGGAAAAGUGCACAGUGAGGGCCCAACGGAUUUUGAUUUCAGCAUUCUCCAACAAGCCACUAACAAUUUUCACCCAGCGAAUAAACUGGGAGAAGGAGCUUUCGGUCAAGUAUAUAAGGGCACGUUGAAAUCUGGAAAAGUAGUGGCAGUGAAGAAGCUAUCAUUAACCCAUUCUCAGCUUACCCAAGCAUUAAAGCAAUUCGCAGUUGAAGUGAAGCUCAUUGCAAAUGUUCAUCACCGAAAUCUUUUGCGUCUACUGGGAUGUUCUACUCAAGGCCCAGAAAGACUUCUGGUUUACGAGUAUAUGCAAAACAGAAGCCUAGACAAGAAAUUAUUUGGAAAAAGAGAAAAUCCUCUUAGUUGGCAAACAAGAUAUAACAUCAUGUUGGGAACUGCUCGUGGUAUAGCAUAUCUUCACGAGGAGUUCGAUGUGUGCAUCAUCCACCGGGAUAUCAAAUCCAGCAAUAUAUUGCUUGAUGAUGACCUUCAGCCCAAGGUUGCAGAUUUCGGAUUGGCCAGACUUCUCCCCGAUGACAGGACCCACCUUACCACAAGAUGCGCAGGGACAUUAGGAUACACAGCUCCAGAAUAUGCAAUCCAUGGGCAACUGACUGAGAAGGCUGACACCUAUAGUUAUGGUGUGGUGGUUCUUGAGCUCAUUACCGGGAGAAAAAGCAUUGACUUAAGCAAGCCACCUCACAAGCAAUAUCUUCUAGACUGGAUUUGGAAGCUGUACGAAGCAAACAGGAUUUUGGAGGCAGUGGAUGAGUGCAUAGCAAAAGAAGAGUAUAGCGAGGAGGAGGUGUUGAGAGCUUUAAACCUUGCGCUUUUAUGCACACAAGCUUCUGUUGCAGAUAGACCUUCAAUGUCUGAAGUAGUGGCAAUGCUGGUAAGGAGAAGAGAGUUAACUAAUUUGGAUGUGCCUCUUCGCCCUGCUUUCAUAGACCUAGGUUUCAAACUACAUUCGGAUUCCUCCCUCCAUGAUAAUACUUUCACUGCAAAGUCCGUUGACGCUCGUUAA
Cryptomeria japonica (Japanese cedar) is the source of this 1908-nucleotide messenger RNA. Its product is annotated as cysteine-rich receptor-like protein kinase 2. Gene Ontology annotation, molecular function: ATP binding; protein kinase activity. The record is from RefSeq and is a predicted model, not a curated record. The transcript is spliced from 7 exons. Gene Ontology annotation, biological process: protein phosphorylation. Lineage: Eukaryota; Viridiplantae; Streptophyta; Pinopsida; Cupressales; Cupressaceae. Bases 1 to 1908 code for a protein of 635 amino acids.